AUGUCAAUUAAAACAAAUCAUCCACAGAUUAUCUUAUAUUGGAUGGAAUUGAUCCUUGGUAUAAUUUGUAUUGCAUUAGCUGGAAGAGGUUAUCAUGUAAUAGGCUUUCAAUAUUUAAUUGGAAUUGGAACAUUUUCAGCUAUUGGAAAUAUUGUCUUUUUAUUAAUGUAUGGUUUUGCUACAACAAGACCAUUAAAUGGUCGAUCAAUAUUAAAAUUAAUUAAGUAUUCAACAGAUAUUUAUUUUAUAAAACUGGAACAUUUUAAUUCUUAUCGAAGUGAUUCUUGGUAUGAUUAA
This is a messenger RNA of Schistosoma mattheei, 297 nucleotides long. NCBI's taxonomy places the organism in Eukaryota, Metazoa, Platyhelminthes, Trematoda, Strigeidida, Schistosomatidae. The record is from the annotation of a GenBank genome assembly.